CGAGAAAGAGGAAGAAACCAUGCGUUCAAUACGCAUGCGAGGUAAAACAUGUGCGCGGGCGCGUACAACGAAGGCUCUUUUCGAUCGACGUAGCACCACGACUCUGACGAUGACGUCGAGGAGAACGUGGACAACAACGACAACGACGACGACGACGACGAAGACGACGAAGACGAAGUCGGCGUCGACCAACGACGUCGACGUCGGUAGCUAGCUUCGUUGCGAUGCGAUAGUGGUAGUACUAGCAGUAGUAUUACAGCAAGAUAGCGAAUGGUGGGAAUAGAAUAUCGUGGAGGGGAUUGGCGCCAGUGGAGAGGGAAAUUAGAGUAGUGGUGGCAGCCACAGCGACAGUGGCGACGCUAACGUCGACCGUGGCAGCUUAGCGUAGCGGUGUGCACCGCACGGCCCGGUGGAGCAGGGAAAUCUCGCCGAGUGCGAGUGGCGCGCAUUACGUCGUUCUCGAUCGACUGUCAAAAUUAUUUUAUAUCGGGCGUGAAUUUUUAUUAUAGAACGUGUCGUGUAUUUAUUACGAGGCAGUAACGUAACCACGGCAAAGUUUAAAAAAUCGUGUAGAAGAUAGAAAAAUUCCGUAGUGAAUGUAGAUCGGUAGAACGAGGGAAGAAAGACCGGGGUUAUAAACGUGUCAAACAAUCGCGUGCGAUCGUUGAUUGCGUCGGAAGUGAUGUUACUUUCGUUUCGAUAGUGAUUGCUCGUGUUUGUGGCCGAUUCCGUGGCUUUCUUGCAUCACGAAACGGUGUUUCUGACGAAAGAGUGAUUUUUUUUGAAGUGUGUUUUUUCGGUUAUCGUAUUUGCAACGUCUCGUUUCGUCGUUCGAUUUAUCGAUUGAUAGUGUCGAUUCAAUCUACGUUCGAUUGGUUCGAUUCCUCUUCGACCAAGGAAAAUGUGGCCGCAGUGUGUGAAAGACACGCAGGACGAGGAUAUAGGAAGACAAUUUCCAUAAAGUGAAUUGAAGCAGAGGUCCUGUGAUCUCGAGAAACAUAGUGUUAGUGAAGUUGGUGGAAGAUGCUGCUUGACAAUCGAUUGCUAUGAUCGAGCCGCGGAGAGUUCACGUGGAACGAUCAUGAUUUACCUUAGGCUGCACGUCGGGAGGAGUCUACGGUGCAACACGAAUGCAAGACACUGGAACGUGUUCAUCGUGCCACUCUUCCCACUUUGGAUUAUCGGCGCCUUCUGUGUGAAAGACAUUCCUAUAUCGCACAUCGUGGCACUGGUCGGUGAUCCCACGUACCUUCCAUGCGACAUAUCAACCACACAGGAAGGAGAUUCGGUGCACCUUGUGCUUUGGUACCGCGAGGACCUCGGUACGUCGGUCUACAGCGUCGAUGCCAGGGAUCGAGAUUUCGGCAUCGCCGAACGAUGGUCGGACGACACGGUGUUCUCGAAUCGAGCUUACUUCAUGCCGGACAAGAAACCGGCCGAACUCGGGGUGGACCACAUAAGGGAGGAGGACGCGGGUAUCUACAGGUGUCGCGUCGAUUUCCAGAUCGGGCAAACGAGAAACUCCAAAGUCAAUUUAACGGUGAUAGUUCCGCCGCACAAAAUCGUGAUCGUCGAUGACUCAGGGAUCGCACGGAACUCGAUGGUGGGCCCGUACAUGAAGGGCGACACACUGCGGCUCUACUGCGACGUGUACGGCGGUAAGUAACGUCACGUCGACCCUUUGUCCUCCUCCUCUUCUUACAGGGACGACAAACUCGUCAGCAACAAAACCGUGACGGUGAGGAACGGUGUUGCGCGGAACGAGCUCGUUAUCAAAAAUUUAGGAAGGAACGACGUACGCUCGACGCUCACCUGCAACGCGACCAAUAACAACAGGUCGAUACCCCUUUCGUCCACCGUCUACGUCGACAUGAAUUUCUGGCCGUUGGAGGUGAGGAUAAUCGGGUCGAACCAGCCGUUGUCCGCGGGCAAGAGGUACGAGCUGGUCUGCGUCACUUCCGGCUCGAGGCCACCGGCCACGGUAACCUGGUGGAGGAACGAUCAACGUUUGGUGGACACCAAGGAGAGUAUGUCGAGCGAUGGGAACACGACCACCAGCAUCUUGUCUUUCAUGGCGACCAAAACAGAUGCCGGUAGACAAUUGUCGUGCAGGGCUGAAAAUCCAAUCAUGGGGAGCGAAUCGAUAAGGGACGACUGGGUACUCGAGAUACAGUACACGCCGGAAACGCGGAUACAGCUGGGCACCUCGUUGAAUCCCAACGAGAUCCGCGAGGGAACUGACGUGUACUUCGACUGUUUGAUUCACGCCGAGCCUCCGGUUUAUAAGGUUGAAUGGCGACAUUUGGGGAAAACUCUUCACUCCAACGUCACACAGGGUAUCAUAAUCAGUAAUCAAAGCCUGGUGUUGCAAGGCGUCGACCGUAAAAGCGCAGGCAAUUACACUUGCGUCGGAUAUAACACGGAAGGGGAUGGGGAGAGCAUUCCGUUUUAUUUGAACGUAAUGUUCUCGCCCACUUGCAAACCGAAUCAGACGAAGGUGCACGGCGUGGCGAAACAAGAAAAGGCAAACAUAUCCUGCCAAGUGGACGCGAACCCCCCCGAGGUUCAAUUCCGUUGGACCUUCAACAAUUCCGCCGAGAGUAUCGACGUGGCCGCCAGUCAUAUCGCCAGGGCCGGCACAUCCUCCAUCGUCUCGUACACACCUAUGACGGAAUUGGAUUACGGCACGUUGCUCUGCUGGGCCACCAAUCGAAUUGGACAUCAACAAGUGCCCUGCGUCUAUCACAUCAUACCGGCCGGUCGGCCCGAUAUGGUUCACAAUUGCACCACCUUGAACACGUCGACCAACUCGUUCUCGGUGCGAUGCACGGAGGGGUUCAACGGCGGUCUACCCCAGUCCUUUCUUCUCGAAGUGAGGGAGAGCAACAGCCAGGAAUUGCGUGCUAAUCUGACAUCGCCUGUGCCACGUUUCAGCGUCACCCAUUUGGAAUCGGGCGCCCUUUACCAGGCCUGCAUUUACGCGUACAACGAUAAAGGGCGGAGCGAGGCGAUGGUGGNNCAGGCUGGGACCAUGAGGCCAGCUGAAAAACAAUUAACGUCAGAAUCAGAGAGGCCGAGACAGAACAUCAGGCUUAUGCCAAUGCUGAGCGUGAUGAUCGGCGUGGUGACCGCUUUGAUCAUCGUCGCGGUAAUAGUAAUGGUCGUGCUCAGAAUUCAGCACACGCAGGUGGACGAACAGAGCAAGUCGCAAAUGGAGGAGCACAGCAAACAAACGAAACCGGCUCCCAUCCAACGGGAACUGAGGUUUCGGGAGGGAAGCAGUUUGCUCACGGAUGAAAAACAUCCCAGCAGUCCUUUCAGAAAGCUGGAGAGCAGCGGUGACAUAAGCGAGAACGACGAGAAGAAUCCAGAUAUCAUACCUCAGCAAAUCACCGGCGACGAGCCGUCCGAGUACCUGAGAAAGAGGCGGCUCGUGUCGACAAUCGAAACAUCGCCAUCGAGAAGUUUGUUGGAACACUCGACGGUCACUUCCGUAAGCGGGCACAGCAGUUACGUCGGUUACUGCACCAUUCGCAAUGGCAUGCCGUUGCACGAGUUCUCGAACCUGACGACGAAGCAUAAAAGCUUUCAGCCAAUAGUGGGCGACGACUAUCAAAGCGGGGUUUGCACACUGCCGAGGCAACACUGGCCGAGCCAAAGCGUUCAAUCAAUGUCGAUGACGAUGAGCCCGCCGAUGCUCUACACAGGUCUCGGUGUCGUCACCAGGACGUGCCCGAGCACCACCUUGCUCACCAAGGACGUGGAGGCUAGGAUCCCGGCUCAAUGUUGCAUCCAGUCGCAGAAGGACGGCAAGAUGAGCACACCGAUCGUCAUGGCCAAAAGGGAGAGCUCCGUGUGACACUUUUGUCGCUCGCAGACCAGCCACGUGUGAACAAUUAUCUCAUCGUUUAAGCGUUUCGUUUCUCGAAUCUCUCUGUACCGGUGAUGAUUCACGUGGUAGCGACGAUUGGAUUGGAUCGUUGUGGAAUGUACGGAUGAUAGAUAAAAAAAAGAAUCGUGGUUUCCGUUGCAGUAAUUGAAACCGCGAAGGAAGGAAGGAUCUUCACAAUGAUUCCUUUCUUUCUCGGUUUCGAUUACAAAAUUCGAAUCUUUUCACGAGUAUAGGGGUAUCUUUUCCCUCCCACUAUCGUGUAAUUUAAGCGAGUUAAAUCGUGUAUAAAAAGAAGGAUGUAGUUCGCGUGUAGCCAAAUAAAGUGAGGAGAAUUGAAAACGCGAUCUUGAAUUGUAUCAAAGGAAUAAUAGUUACCCUAUUAUAACGUGGAACGAUCGAUAUCU
Molecule: messenger RNA, 4296 nt
Organism: Apis dorsata (giant honeybee)
Lineage: Eukaryota; Metazoa; Arthropoda; Insecta; Hymenoptera; Apidae
Product: hemicentin-2-like
Exons: 15
Molecular function (GO): protein binding
Source: RefSeq, a predicted model, not a curated record